Messenger RNA from Oppia nitens, 2258 nucleotides. RefSeq names its product potassium voltage-gated channel protein Shal-like (gene Shal). Gene Ontology annotation, biological process: potassium ion transmembrane transport; protein homooligomerization. Gene Ontology annotation, cellular component: voltage-gated potassium channel complex; membrane. The transcript is spliced from 6 exons. The record is from RefSeq and is a predicted model, not a curated record. NCBI's taxonomy places the organism in Eukaryota, Metazoa, Arthropoda, Arachnida, Sarcoptiformes, Oppiidae. The coding region runs from base 327 to 2258 and encodes 643 amino acids. Gene Ontology annotation, molecular function: protein binding; A-type (transient outward) potassium channel activity.
ACAGAGCUCACACACAUAGCCAUACAAACAUUGGAUGCGAUAUAUUGUAUGAAAGCAUUGAGAGAUAGAGAAAUUGUUGAACGCUUUCCAACUUUUUGCUUAUUUUGAGAUAUGAACUGCCGUUCAGUCAACACAAACACUAUUCAUGUAGUGAAGUAGUGAAGUAGUGAAUUAGUGAACAGUUCUCAAGCACUGGUAGUUCAUAGUUGAUAAACACACCGACAAAUUAUUUUUAAUAAUAAUAAUUUACACCAUUUCCCGGUUACCGGUGGUAACCAAUAAAAAAGUACAUCUGAUAAUAACAAACAAGUGGUUCGGCGGCCAAUAUGGCGUCAGUGGCCGCUUGGCUGCCAUUUGCAAGAGCGGCCGCUAUUGGCUGGGUUCCCAUUGCCAACAAUCCAUUACCGGCGCCACCCAUUUCCCGUCAGUCCCGAAAACGUGAAGACGAAAAGUUUAUUAUAAAUGUGAGCGGAAGACGGUUUGAGACCUGGAGGAAUACCGUCGAAAAAUACCCGGACACUCUUCUCGGAUCAAAUGAAAGAGAGUUCUUUUAUGAUGAAGACUCUAAGGAAUACUUCUUUGACAGAGAUCCAGAUAUUUUUCGACAUAUUUUAAAUUAUUACCGCACAGGAAAACUACAUUAUCCUAAACAUGAAUGUCUAAUGUCUUACGAUGAAGAACUUGCUUUCUUUGGUAUAAUACCUGAUGUUAUCGGCGAUUGUUGUUAUGAGGACUAUAGAGACCGGAAACGAGAAAACGCCGAAAGAAUGCUUGACGACAGACUAUCGGACAAUGAGAAUCAAAAGGACGCACCAAAGGGAACAAUACGGCAACAGAUGUGGAGGGCCUUCGAGAACCCGCACACCUCGACAGCCGCUCUCGUCUUUUACUAUGUGACCGGAUUUUUCAUAGCAGUGUCAGUCGUGGCCAAUGUUGUUGAGACAGUUCCCUGUACUCAUAAAGAUGGUAAUCCCGACAAUAAAAUAUCGUGUGGCGAUACCUUUAAAGUUGCGUUCUUCUGUUUGGACACGGCUUGUGUUAUGAUCUUUACGGCUGAAUAUCUUUUACGUCUUUAUGCGGCGCCCUUUCGCUGCAAAUUUAUGCGCUCAGUUAUGUCCGUCAUCGAUGUGGUUGCUAUAAUGCCCUAUUAUAUCGGACUAUUUAUCAAAGACAAUGAUGACGUGUCCGGUGCUUUUGUCACCUUAAGAGUGUUCCGAGUAUUCCGUAUUUUCAAGUUUUCCCGUCACUCACAGGGCCUCCGUAUACUAGGAUAUACCCUAAAGAGCUGUGCCUCAGAGUUAGGCUUUUUGGUGUUUUCGCUGGCGAUGGCUAUUAUUAUCUUCGCCACAGUUAUGUUUUACGCCGAGAAAAAUGUCUUCGGAACCACUUUCACCAGCAUUCCGGCCGCUUUCUGGUAUACCAUCGUCACAAUGACUACUUUAGGUUAUGGUGAUAUGGUACCCGCCACUAUAACUGGUAAAAUAGUUGGUGGUGUUUGCUCACUAAGUGGUGUACUGGUCAUUGCACUCCCUGUCCCAGUCAUUGUAUCAAACUUUUCACGCAUUUAUCAUCAAAACCAAAGAGCCGACAAAAGAAAAGCACAAAAGAAAGCACGUAUGGCUCGGAUUCGUAUCGCCAAAGCUACGAGUGGUGCGGCAUUUGUUAGUAAAAAGAAGGCGACCGAAGCCCGACUCGCCGCUCAAGAGGCCGGACUCGACACCGACGACUCACCUGAAGAUAUAUUUGAGUUACAACAUCACCAUCUGCUUCAAUGUCUAGAAAAAACAACUGAUAGGGAGUUUGUGGAGCUUGAGGUGCCAUAUAAUGGUCAACCAAAUCGAUUGUCAUCGACACCACCGCUAUCACCGGUAGCAUCCAUAGCCAUAGCACCGGGAAGAACAGCUAGAAAUAUAUUAAGUUCCUGUUGUGGAGGCAAAAGAAAUUAUGAGAAACACAACGAACAGACGGAACAGGAAGAAGAAGAAGAAGAAUUAAAUGAUUUGCCGAUUGAGUCGACAAAAGCCGAUCUCUAUUCUGGUGCCAAAAAUAGGAGCCGCGGUGUUGUCGUCGACCAAAUAAGUGUCGGUCCAUUGCACAGACGUUCCACUUUAAACAAUCCAAUGUCUACCAAUCCCUUCAAUAGUUCAAACCCGGGUUCGCUGUCUGGAACUGUAGCUAUUGUUAACAUACCUGACAGUACUGAAACACUAUAUUCGCAAACAGCCGGCACCUCAUCGGCAGCUCCGUUUAUGAGAUAA